Botrytis fragariae is the source of this 1626-nucleotide messenger RNA. RefSeq names its product putative regulatory protein. Gene Ontology annotation, biological process: positive regulation of transcription by RNA polymerase II. Gene Ontology annotation, molecular function: zinc ion binding; transcription cis-regulatory region binding; DNA-binding transcription factor activity, RNA polymerase II-specific. NCBI's taxonomy places the organism in Eukaryota, Fungi, Ascomycota, Leotiomycetes, Helotiales, Sclerotiniaceae. The transcript has 2 exons. The record is from RefSeq and is a predicted model, not a curated record. Bases 1 to 1626 code for a protein of 541 amino acids. Gene Ontology annotation, cellular component: nucleus.
AUGCUUGCAGCACGAAGUAGCACUGGUUGCUGGACGUGUAGACUUCGUAAGAAGAAAUGUCAGGAAGAACGACCCAAGUGUUCAACGUGUGAUUCACUUCGCAUCACUUGCCACGGCUAUAGUGAGAAGCCUACUUGGAUGGAUGGAGGAUCAUCAGAGAAGGCAGAAUCGGAGCGAAUCAAAAGAGUGAUAAAAGAGAACAAAAAACGCAAAAGAGAGAUAGUCAGUCUCGCUGUGGCAAAGAAUGGCCCAGGAUCCACACCCAUUACCGACAGCUCGAUGACAGAUACAGAGUCUAGCGAUGCAUCCCGGAAGCCAUCGUGCGUGAGCUGCUCACUGAACCUCGUAAUUAACGACUACCAUGGACGCGAAGCGAACCUCUUGAUGCAUUACCUAGAUAUCGUCUUUCCUCGCCAAUUCAGAUUCUACAGGCCUCUGGCCUCAGAGGGUGGCCGUGGCUGGCUUUUAAGUAUCCUUUUACGCACGAGGCCACUGUAUCAUGCGGCGUUGAGCUUAAGCGCGUAUCAUCAGAGCGCUACAUACACGGGUAUUGGGUCUAAAGCCAGUGAUAAUAUACUUGAAGACCUGCAAAAGCACCAUUGUCUGGCACUGGUCGGUCUCAGGCAGCACAUUGAUCGGCUCAGUUUGGAAAUUGGUUUGGGCAGGACAAAGACUAAAGUUGAGAUACUUGCUUGUAUGAUCUGUUUGAUUUCAUUCGAGGCGUUGAAAGGAGAUAGUGAUGACUGGCAGACGCAUUUGCAAGCUGCCAGAACUAUUUUCAUGGGUCUUAAGGACAAUUUCCUUCUUCCUUUGACUAUUUCAAAUGCAGCGCGGGUGAUAGAAGGUUCUCCUAACCCCGAUUCCGACGCUCUUUCUUUGGACGAAGAAUUAGCUCUCGAAUUCUUUUCUACGGCCCUCAUCUGGUUUGAUGGCAUAUCUUCCGUAACUACAGGUGCAAAUUCAGAAUAUUCCAAUAUCUACCCUUCUAUUCUGCGCAUGGAUAAUGGCAGAAUCCAACUUUGUAAGUUAAUGGGAAGUCAGAAUUGGGUUAUGAUUGCUAUCAUGGAUAUUGCGCUCCUGGCCGAGUGGAAAAUAACGCGGGAGGGUUUGGGCGAUUUAAGCCAAUCUCAGCUGGCUAGACGCGCAGCCUGUAUCGAAGAUCGACUUGAAAAUGGCAUACAAGAGAAUAGAGUCCGUCAAACUGGCGAUAAUUAUGAUCAGUGCGGCAUUCGUGCUCAAGAAAGCCAACAUGUCACUCACAUAUUCGCAUGUGCUGCAAAAGUUUAUUUAUAUGUUACCCAGUCUGGUGCAUACCCUAGAAUUCCAGAGAUCAGAGACAGCGUGUCAGCAGCCCUUAAAGCCUUCCGAGAUCUUCCCGAUGGUCGAUGGAUCUGCCACCUUGUAUGGCCUUUCUGUAUUGUUAGCUGUAUGGCAGAUGAAGAACACCAAAAUAAAUUUCGAGAGAUUGCGGCUUUGGUAAAUAAGGAACGAGAUAUUUUCUGCAACUUUCAGAAUGCAUUCUCGAUCAUGGAAGAGUGUUGGAGACUUCGUGAAAGUCAACCUUGCAGCCCCUGGAGCUGGGUAACAGCCAUGUCCAGUCUAGGGGUAAAGACUCUUCUUGUCUGA